Molecule: messenger RNA, 3293 nt
Organism: Pomacea canaliculata
Lineage: Eukaryota; Metazoa; Mollusca; Gastropoda; Architaenioglossa; Ampullariidae
Product: inhibitor of nuclear factor kappa-B kinase subunit epsilon-like
Biological process (GO): peptidyl-serine phosphorylation
Cellular component (GO): cytoplasm
Molecular function (GO): ATP binding; protein serine/threonine kinase activity
Source: RefSeq, a predicted model, not a curated record
GAACCUUGCAGAACACCCGGGUCACCCGACUCAGCGAUCGUGUCGGCGGACAUAUUGCCUGAAAUCCGAGAAUUAUUUUACCUGACUUUCCUGCAUUCAGUGCACCCGUAUGAGCCACUAAAACACUGAAGCCACCCAGGUCUAAAUGCCAUAUUCCAAGGUGCUUUAUUGCCAAGUCUUGAUACUGGGUUUUUCUCUGCCAUACCUUGAAGAGCGUCAUUUUAUAGCAGACCACGGAUAAACCUUUCUAUUGAUAUUAUUUGCUGAGAUAACUAGAUUCACCACUAGUUAUAUUCACUGUACAUUGGUUGUGGUGGAAUCUAUCAGCGAAAUCUUCAGACCAUAAAAUUAAUUUUCAUUGUCGUUUUAUUUCAUCGAUGAUCAGCAAACCUGUCUUUGGCAUCACGUGCACACAUGUUCUUUUUUCCUUUUGCUAUUAUUAGAUUUUUUCUGAUUACAAGAAAAUCCUGAUGCAGCUGUUCAGACAUUCAUAUUUAUUCUUUGAAUUUGCUCUUGAUAAGGAUUCUGUAAUUUUAAUCAAACUUUUGCUUUCCUUUGCACAAAAAAAGUUUGUCAUUGUUUAAGGUGAGACUUUUUCAACAAAACACUUUAAAACUGUUAAAGUUGUCUGUGACAUCAGGAAACUUUAUAUCGCCUUAAAGAAACUUGAGUUAUGCUGUAGAAAUUUAAUGUAAAUAUUACAUGCUUGCUGUUAACAGACCAGUUUUUUUUUAAUUUUAUAUUUUGUAGUCUAGAUAGACUUCAGCUGAGCAGUUCUGACUUGGUGUAGUGGAUGUAAAUAUUAACAUUGCAGCUAACACCAGAUCUAAAGUAAGAACAACGAAAGUUUUCUCCUAGUUGUGCUUGGCUUUGAUGUCAAAAGCCAGUGUAAGAUCAGAUCCAUUAUGGCAGUGAGUUGUGUCGAUUGUUCUUACUAUAAUUAUUGUGAGAAAUUGUCAGGUGCAGGCUGCCAAAGCUGUAGCUUGUAUUAGGUAAUAAGUGGUUGUGAAGGAACCAGAUGACUGCUGCUUUCAGUGACAAGAAUUUGUGUGCAAAACUCAGAACAGUGACUUGCUUAAUAAGCACUAGAGCAUUUGAGACAAGAGGUUUGUGAGAACUGUCAUCAUUGUUCUGCAGUCUCCAGGUUCUAACAAAUUCUUCAACUUCAAAGACUUUCAUCCCAGAGACUUUAUGUCUGCCUUACCAGUGCUAAAAGGAAUUUUACAAUCCAGCCAGAACUACAUGUGGAAUACAGCUGACUGUUUGGGUUGAAGCACCACAACAGUUGCUUUCUUAAGAAGAGAAAAGAUCAUCAUUAUUAAGCAUAUCGCAUACUAACAAAUUGUUCAACCACGAAGACGUUAGUCCUAGAAACUUUAUGUCUGCCUUCCCAGUACUAAAGGGAAUUUUGCAAUCCAGCCAAAACUACACGUGGAAUACAGCUGACUGUUUGGGUCGAGGUGCCACAGCAGUUGUUUACUUAGGAAGAGAGAAGAGCAAUGGAAAAGUUGUGGCAGUCAAAGUAUUCCAUGAGCACUUACGUAUAGGCCAGAGUGGAGAAGACCUGAGAGAACUGGAACUGCUGCGGCGCCUCAAUCAUGAAAACAUCAUCACCCUCCAUGCCAUCGAACAUGAGUUCCAGGCAAAGCGUAUCGUGCUGGUCAUGGAGUACUGCGAAGGGGGAUCACUCUACCACAUGCUUGACCAGCCCCAAUACCAGUUUGGGCUGCCUGAAGAUCUCUUCCUCCUUGUACUUUUCCAUGUUGCUGCGGGAAUGCUAUAUUUGCGAAAAUCUGGUGUCAUCCAUCGAGACAUUAAACCGGGUAAUAUCAUGCGCUACCUCACAGAUGAUGGAAAUUCCAUCUUCAAGCUCACAGACUUCGGAGCAGCCCGUGACCUUAGUGAUGAGGAAAACUUCACAUCUCUGUAUGGCACAGAGGAAUAUCUGCACCCAGGCAUGUAUCAGAGGGCAGUGCUGCGGCUGCCAACAAGUCAGCAGUUUGAUGCCCGGGUGGAUCUGUGGAGCCUUGGCGUCACUUUCUAUCAUGUGCAACAGGACAGUCCAUUCCAACCAUACGGUGGCCGUAGUAACAGAGAGACCAUGUAUCGUAUCAUCACACAGAAAGAGAGCGGUGUUAUCUCAGGUCAGCAGCAUUUUGAGGAGGGUCCUAUUCACUGGAGCAGGGAAUUGCCUAAUACCUGUCAGCUCUCUAGUGGCUUGCGGCACAUAAUUACACCUCUUCUUGCGGGCUUGAUGGAACCAGACACUUCUCGGAUGCUUUCAUAUGAACAGUUCUUUGGCAUCGUUGACAAAGUGCGGUCCCACACCAAGCUUACCAUCUUUCAUUACACAUCAGCUACACUUCUCACCCUCUAUGUUGAUCCCAAAUGGACUUUAUCAGGGCUGCAGGAUUCUCUGGCUUCCAUGACGGACUUGCAUGCAGCUCAGCAGCUGCUUCUGGUAGGAGGUCAUACACUGGAAGAAGUUGUUCUUGCUACCACUGAGAUUGCUCAGUUUCCGAUGCAUGUCCAGAGCUCUAUAAUCUACCUCUAUCCUUGUGAAAUGGUAACUUCAGAAGUUCCCCACCUGCAACAGCCAGAGAUACCUCCAUUCCCUGAAUUUCUCAACAUUAUUGACAUAGACAAGGAUUCUCGACUUGCCCUCAACUGCCUGGCCCGAGGUCACUUGAUUAAGUUGCACACGCAGACUACUACACAGCAGCAAAACUGUUUGAUAGAGGGUCAGCUGAACCUCAGGAUGUACAUAGACUCUCGUCUUAGAGCAACAGCUGAUGCCCAGCAGCAGAUGCAGCAAUUGGUUGCUGAAUCCAAAAAACGCUUUGACAUGUUCUACUCUUGUGUCUUCUCCCUGCAAACAUUAAGCACCGUCCUCAGUCGCUCAGAUUCCUACUUUCGAGACAUCUUAAAUGACGAAACACUACGCAAAGUGCAUGUGAAGGCCGAAGAGAGAAGCGAUGAGAUUCAUCGUUACCGUCGUGGACUGCAGGAAAGGUUGAUGAGGCCCGACACCAUGCCUCCAGCUGGGGAGAUCUGUGUAACAAACACGCAUGCACUUCUAAGGUUGAACAUCAUUUGUCAGUCAUAAGCAACAUCCAGAACCGUUUCCGUCGGGACAAAAGUGUUAAGAAUCAGAUGACAUCACAUGAUGAAAACAUUCACAGAUUUGAAAGGCAGAAACUACAAGAACACUGCAUGCAAAUGCUGUCCAUUUUGACUGGUCACUGUAUACCAACCAGAGACCGUCUGCAUGGUCAAGCUUUUGGUUUUGUGGG